UCUACUUUUCUUUUAGUGCUUUUUUACUUUCUAACAAUUUUUAAGGAGGUUUUAUUUUAGUUGGUGUUAUAAGUAGGGUAGCUGAUGCAGAUUCAUUCAUAUUAUUUAUUGUUCUUUUUAAUAUUGUUUUUUCAUUUAAUAACCCUUCCAUUUGUGUAUAAAUAGAUAUUGCUAAUGUUGGUUUUCUUCAUUCCAGAAGCUCAACAUAAGCAUUUUGGAAAUUACCUUUGCAUUUACUUGUUUGAGUAGAAAAUAUGAGCAACAGGAACUUCUCAACAAGUUCUGGUAGUGGAAAUGGUAGCAGGACAUUUGAGUUUGGAAGGACUCAUGUGGUUAGACCUAAAGGGAAGCACCAAGCAACUAUAGUUUGGCUACACGGUAUUGGCGAUAAUGGCUCAAGCUGGUCCCAACUAUUGGAAAGUCUUCCUCUUUCUAAUAUUAAAUGGAUUUGCCCAACUGCUCCUACGCGGCCUGUAGCCUUAUUUGGUGGAUUUCCUUGCACUGCUUGGUUUGAUGUCGGGGAUAUUUCAGACGACGCUCCUAUCGAUUUGGAGGGUUUAGAUGCUUCUGCAGCACAUGUUGCCAAUCUUUUGUCAACAGAGCCUCCAAAUAUCAAACUUGGUAUUGGUGGCUUCAGUAAUGGUGCUGCAACUGCACUUCACUCAGCAACAUGCCAUGUUUUAGGACACUAUGGGAAUGGAAACACUUAUCCUAUCAACUUAAGUGCAAUUGUUUCUCUAAGUGGAUGGCUUCCUUGUUCAAGGACCGUGAAAAACCAGAUCGAAAGAUCACGUGAUGGCAUAAGGCGCGCAGCAUCAUUGCCUUUAUUUCUCUGCCAUGGAAGGGCUGAUGAUGUAGUUGCAUAUGAACAUGGAGAGAAUUCUGCAAGGACUUUAAGCUCUGCUGGAUUCCAGAAUCUUAUAUUUAGAAGCUACAAUGGGUUGGGUCACUAUACAGUCCCUGAAGAGACUGAUGAAGUUUGCAGAUGGCUAACUGCAAAUUUGGUACUUGAGGGGUUUCGGUUGAACUAGAGAAACUAAAGCUCAAUCAUCAUGCCAUGUCAUAGAUAUAAUAGAAGCAUACUUUUUAAUUUAAGCAAUGGAAAAAGGGGUUAUAAAAUAGAUAGUGGUGUGGUGGGGGGUAUAUUGGUACUUUGGUACUAAAUAAUGGUAUAGCCACUUCAUUCUCUCUCCUAUUAUCUUUGGCUCUAAAUAAAACUUUUAUAUUUUUAUAUAUGUUGCUUUUUGUAUUUCUAUUCUGUCUUUGAGACAAAAAUGUAAUAAGCCAAAGGAGAAUAAAACGAGUGCUAGAGUUCAUUACAUUAUUAUAUCAUUGGCAUUUUACCCA
Messenger RNA from Cicer arietinum (chickpea), 1347 nucleotides. The record is from RefSeq and is a predicted model, not a curated record. Lineage: Eukaryota; Viridiplantae; Streptophyta; Magnoliopsida; Fabales; Fabaceae.